Messenger RNA from Zophobas morio, 858 nucleotides. Its product is annotated as heme transporter FLVCR2-like. Gene Ontology annotation, biological process: heme export. Gene Ontology annotation, molecular function: heme transmembrane transporter activity; heme binding. NCBI's taxonomy places the organism in Eukaryota, Metazoa, Arthropoda, Insecta, Coleoptera, Tenebrionidae. The transcript is spliced from 6 exons. Gene Ontology annotation, cellular component: membrane. The record is from RefSeq and is a predicted model, not a curated record. The coding region runs from base 1 to 858 and encodes 285 amino acids.
AUGAGUUCCAAAGACACAGAGAUUAACCAUUUGCCUCUUUUACAAAGUAUUUCUGGCCACAAACUGUAUAAAAGAAGAUGGGUUAUUCUAACGUUAUAUAUUUUAUACGCCGCCAUUAACGCUUUCCAAUGGUUCGAAUACGCUAUUGUAGCUAAUGUCAUUAUGAAAUUCCAUGGAGUCAGUUCUGUUUCUGCGGAUAGGACAUCAAUAAUAUAUACGGCUUUGUACAUGCCUAUGGUAUUUAUUUUAGCUCUUCCUCUACGAAUUGCAGCUACUUGGUUGAAGCUAAAGAGCAUGUGCUUUGGGGGAUUUGGAACGCAAUUGGUGCAAGCUGUGGGUUUUAUAAUUCCUCCAAUGGUUGUAAAAAAUACUGACAACUUGGAACAAAUUUCUGAUGACUUAGGAGUAUUGAUUGAGAGUUUGGCGGCUUUUACUUCCGUUGUUACCAUAAUUAUUCUGGUUUGUAUUGAUACACAAGGAAGAGAAAGUAGUUUUUUGAAAUCUCUAAAAAGACCUCUCAGCGAUAGAAGUUUCGGUUUUCACGCAGUUGCAUAUGGGAUUAGUAUUGCGGUGUUUGUUUCAAUAUCUACUUUACUGAAUCAAUUUAUGUUGUUCUACUUCGCAGGGUCUGAAGAAGAUGCUGGCCGGAUAGGGUUGAUCAUGGUAGUUUUAGGGAUGGCAGGAGCUAUUGUUUUUGGUCAUGUUUUAGAUAAAACUCAUUCCUAUAGGAGGGACUGUGGCGUCGUAUGCGACUUCAUACGAUUAACUUUAACGCAUGUUUACACUCACAACACUAAAAUAAGAAGUGGACCAAAACACCCCUCUACAAUCUACCUGCGCAACGGUCCAAAUCUCUAA